AGUCCGGAGGGGUGGGCGCGACACCGUAUAUAUAAUCGCGUGCCUGCUCUUCCUCCCGCGUCACUCCCCGGUCCCUGCGAGCCGCUCAGUCUAUAGGUGUUUAUAGUCAAAUCAGUGCUGUAGAACCAUGGCGUGGGAUGGCUAUAUAACCAACCUGAUGGCAGGAACCCCUCCCUUCGUGGAAGAGGCAGCGAUCUGUGGGUCUGAGGCGGGGAAGGAGUCGGUCUGGGCAGCAACACCUGGAGGUCAGCUGGCUGGUGUGACGGCUGCAGAGAUCAAGGCGAUGAUGUCAUUGGAUCGUUCUCCUCUCUUCGCCAGUGGUCUUCAUCUCAGUGGGAACAAGUGUACUGUCCUGAGAGAUAAUCUCCACACUGAGGGGGACAACACUUUAGAUGUUAAGAUGAGACCCACUGCUACUGAUACCAACUCCUACAGCCUCACCAUCGCUAAGAGUGGCCAGAGUACGAACCCCCCCCUCACUCACUCUUCUGUACAUCAUCUGAUGUUGUCCUGUAUUGGAUUAUACUGUUUAUUAGCUCUGAUCAUUGUUAAAGGGAUGAAGGACAUUCCAGGUGGAAAGAUCAACAUAAAGGCCUCCGACAUGAUGCAGUACCUGAGGAAGAGUGGCUUCUAACGCUUGACCCCUGACCCCGACACCCCCCUUAGAUGCUGAUCUUGGUUCAGUUUAGCAUUCCCCCACUAAUGGUUAGGAUUGGGGGAAGCUCGUCUGUGCCUCGUGGAAACGUUACCCAGCAGCCUCAGUGCCUUGUUGUUUUUGAUGAUGAUGAUAUGCAAAUGAUCAAACAUGUGAAAUUAUCAGUGGCAAAUGAAAUAAACAGAUUUAUUCUAAGAAAAUA
Molecule: messenger RNA, 857 nt
Organism: Salvelinus namaycush (lake trout)
Lineage: Eukaryota; Metazoa; Chordata; Actinopteri; Salmoniformes; Salmonidae
Gene: pfn1
Product: profilin 1
Exons: 4
Coding region: 128-634 (168 amino acids)
Biological process (GO): actin cytoskeleton organization; regulation of actin filament polymerization; positive regulation of actin filament bundle assembly
Cellular component (GO): cytoplasm
Molecular function (GO): actin binding
Source: RefSeq, a predicted model, not a curated record